Molecule: messenger RNA, 1348 nt
Organism: Dromiciops gliroides (monito del monte)
Lineage: Eukaryota; Metazoa; Chordata; Mammalia; Microbiotheria; Microbiotheriidae
Gene: YIPF2
Product: Yip1 domain family member 2
Exons: 10
Coding region: 172-1104 (310 amino acids)
Biological process (GO): vesicle-mediated transport
Cellular component (GO): Golgi apparatus; membrane
Molecular function (GO): small GTPase binding
Source: RefSeq, a predicted model, not a curated record
GGAUCCAGGUAGCGCAGGCGCAGAGGAGACGUUCCACGCAGCUGGUGGACAGCUGGAAGGGUUGGUUGAGUGAGCCCGGCUCUUGCAGCUGGAAGCAAGGGGUCCCUCUGCCUGGUCCCGGGCCUGUCUCCGCAGGGGCGCAGGGCCGGAGAUGUGGUGAGAGCGCUGGCCAUGGCUGCACGCCAAGAGCUCACCUUCCAUGCCACUCUGGAAGAGUUUGAGGAGGCUGCUGACCUGCUGGCUGAGACACCAGGGGCAACCACCAUCUCCAGCCUUGGGGAACUGCAGGGCCACGUGAGCCUGGCUGUAGACCCUCAGGACCAAGAAGAUGGAGAAUUAGAAGAGAAUGACCAGACUCAGCUGCUGGGGGGUGAGAAACAACCUCCAAACUUCUGGACUUUCAGCUACCACCAGUCUUUCUUUGAUGUGGAUACCGACCAGGUGCUGGAAAGGAUCAAAAGUUCCCUGUUGCCGGCACCUAGCCAGAACUUUGUGAGACACUGUCUUCGGCAUCAUCCAGACCUCUACGGGCCUUUCUGGAUCUGUGCAACGCUGGCCUUCACACUGGCUGUGAGCAGCAACCUGGCCCCACUGCUGCAGAGCUGGAGAGAGGCUUCCCUUCCGUAUAGCCCCCAGUUUCAUAAAGUUACUGUCGCAGGGAUCACCAUUUACUGCUAUGCGUGGCUGGUACCGACAGCACUAUGGGGCUUCCUGCAGUGGCGCAAGGGGGUCAGAGAACGUGUUGGCUGCUACACCUUUCUGGAGACCGUGUGUGUCUAUGGAUAUUCCCUGUUUGUCUACAUCCCUACUGUGGUGUUAUGGCUGAUCCCCAUCUCCGGACUUCAGUGGUUUCUUGGGGUCUUGGCUGUAUCACUUUCAGGGGCUGUGCUCUUGCUCACCUUCUGGCCUCUCGUCCGUUCAGAUGCCAAGGUGGUUUCAGCAGUGCUGCUCACAGUCAUGGUCGCCCUGCAUGCCCUCCUGGCCCUCGGCUGCAAGUUCUAUUUCUUCCAGUCCCUUCCUUCGAGGUCCGUUCCUGUGACUCAAGCCCCCCUCCGCCAGGUCACACCCCCUGGAUCAUCCUCUAAGACUUCUGCAGCCUCCUAGAGGGACAGAGCAGCUGUGGGAAGCUGACAGACCAAGUACCAUUAGUCAUCCUAGGGGAGAAAGAAAAAACCAGAGCAGGGUGCCCCUGCCAAGUGGUCAUCAGCUGAUCUCCAGUGAAGGAAGAGGCCCCUGGUGCUGAUCACUGCGUUCAUUCUGCUGGUUUGAAGACAUUUCUUACAAAUCAAAAUGUUUAUUUUUUAUGCAAAGGUGAUUUAAAGAGACUAUAUAAACAUGGAACUUCUCA